This is a messenger RNA of Epinephelus fuscoguttatus (brown-marbled grouper), 15386 nucleotides long. RefSeq names its product ATP-binding cassette, sub-family A (ABC1), member 12 (gene abca12). Gene Ontology annotation, cellular component: membrane; intracellular membrane-bounded organelle. The transcript is spliced from 78 exons. The record is from RefSeq and is a predicted model, not a curated record. NCBI's taxonomy places the organism in Eukaryota, Metazoa, Chordata, Actinopteri, Perciformes, Serranidae. The coding region runs from base 245 to 14686 and encodes 4813 amino acids. Gene Ontology annotation, molecular function: ATP hydrolysis activity; ABC-type transporter activity; lipid carrier activity. Gene Ontology annotation, biological process: lipid transport; transmembrane transport.
UGGAGCUUCUCACAUCAGCACAAGGCAGAGACACGGAGAAGUGAAGGUUAUUGUUAAAUUUACCGUUACCGCGACGUUAUUUUUUAUUUCAGCUGUGAAUUUCCUGUUUUUCUGCCAAUAACCGACUGAUGGAAAGGGCAUCCUGCUAGGGGUCACCUAGCGCCAUGUCCUUCGUAAGCCUGCGAGCAACUGUUAGAUAAUUCGACCAAUUACAGGGGACAGACGGAAGCAGCUUCCUCUACAGAUGGCCUUCUUCCGGCAACUGAAACUUCUUCUCUGGAAGAAUGGGCUGGCGGUCAUCAGACAGCCGCUAUGGUCCCUCACUCUGGUUAUCUGGCCUCUGAUCAUCUUCAUCAUCAUUGCUGUGACCCGCAACCAGUUCCCUCCGGUCAUCAAAGAUACAUGUUAUGUGGGAGCCAGAAACCUACCCAGCUCCGGCUUCUUCCCUUUCCUGCAGACCCUGAUGUGCAACACAGAUGGCAGCUGCCACAACAAAUCCCACCUGGCGGGCUCAGCUGCAUCAAAGUCAUCUAAAAGAUACUCACGGGAGGCAAGCCCGGAUCACCCGUUGAAGGUUUCCCCGAUGGCGAACCUGAUUGAGGGAGCAGGUUUUUUCAACAUCUCCAGGGACCCCAACUAUGAUCCUGAAAAACUGAUUAAAGCCAUGAACAGCUUUUUGGGUUCAUCCUACCAAGGAAUGUCUCAUAAUGCCUCUCUCAUGAACGGCAUGAAUACAACUCUUCUGGGAGAUGAGGAGAGCGUCAAUGAAAUGCUGGACUCAAUGAACCUGUUGAAAAGAGCCAUGUGCACCCUGAUGCUGCCCAGGAUGAACACGACCUCACCCGACGCCCUCUCCUACGCUGUGGUCACUUUCUGCAGGUCCAACAACAGUUUGUUUGAAGUCUCUCUCAACACACUCAACCAGAUACUAACGGACCUGAUUCUGACAAAACCAAAUGAGACGUUGACGGUGGCCGGGGCGGCGGUGUUGGUGUUCGAUCAGCUGCAGAAUCAGACCGCGUUGUGGGAAACCCUUUUAAAUGUUCCCCAGCUCUUUUCUUCUGGUUCUUUUGACGAAAUGCUGGCCAGCGCAGGGACCCUGCUCACCAACAUACAGCGCGCCAUGCAUGUCCUCCAGGGCAAUUUCCCUGAAGCCAGUGCCUCACUGUCCCCAGUGCAUCCGCUCCUCGCUGGAGGAAUCAACCUGGUCCACUAUGCUCAAAACUGGCCAGGCAAAGAUGUGUCCAUUUCCCUCAGAGAGGUUGUCACAUUAGAGAAUGACACACUUGGUGACAUGGUCAGACUUGUUCUGCAAGAAGUCACAAUACCACUGGACAAGGCUAUCUUCUUGACAUUGGACAGAGAAAUGGUGCUUAUGUACGUGUGUGAAAACAGCAGUAACCCAUUCUGGCUCACAGCAGCAUGCAGUACAGGGGCAGUGGACAUGCUUCUGGGAUGGAUCAGCCCUGGCGAGGUGGCAAAGCAGGUUCUUCGGGUAUGGAGUGAGCAUGUUGCUCCACAUGACAUAUCCUUCGCCAAAGGGCUGCUGCACAGUCUGAUGGGAGGUCCAUCUCCCGGAGGACCGGGAGGCUCCAACAUCACGAGGACCCACCGUAGCGUAGUUACACAACCACAAAACCCUGAGGAGGAGCUAUUUUUGGGGGUCGGUCAAUUGGUGAUGGAGACUAUAGCAUUUGUACCGGAGUUGGAUAUGGUUGUCCAGGUCAUCCUCAAAACUGGCUUUCAGUCCAUGAGGUCAGUGGCACAGGCCCUCGAAACAGCAGAAGAAUUAGUGGGCAGUGUCCUGGAAUGUGCUCAUCAUCUCAAAAUGACUUACCUAACGUUGCUGACAAACCAGACUGAGGCAAACGUUUGGAUUGGUCGUGUCAGGGGCAGUGUCAUGGAAGUGAUUACAGAGAUGCAGUCACCUGAGCCUUCAACAUGUGAGGAUGUGUUGGGUCCCUUUGAGUGGCUUUUAACAUCAGAGAACGUACCGGUCGAGAUUUGGAAAGCAUUGAUCUGUCAGGACACCUCCCCUCUGGAGCAAGCGCUACAGGCGGGCCGUCUGCCAUUGGUUCAGAAGGCACAAGACGUGUACAACACCAUCACAGAGCAAACAGAUGACAAUGUGACACUUCCCAUGAUUCUCUCCGAGUGGCACAAGCUGCAAAACUUCAGUAUGCAGUUUGGCAUGCUUUUGGACACACUGGUCACAGGACUGGGUGGAGCAUACUGGAUGGACUGGAUGCCAGACAACAACGAUCAUAAUGUUACCGAGACUCUUCAACAAAGUGUUUUCUUGUUCAUGGUGAAUGUGGGAGAACAGAUUGAGGAGAGUCAACUGUGGCCUGAGGUAAAGAAUUCUGUCCAUGCGCUUUACUGGAUUUUGAACUACAGCCCCGGUGUCACAACUCAGCCAGCAAACUGUUCUAUCAACAUCUACAACCAGGUCCUUGAGUGUAAUACUGGUUUGAACUGGCCACAGUUUGUUCAAAGAAUGACUCAGGUUCUGAUGUCACCAAACCAAGAUGUCCUGGUGCAAUGUCUCAAAGGAACUGUGAAUCUGUUGCAGCAUGCAUAUGAUGAUGUCUUUCAACAAAUGAUCGGGUCAGGUUUGAAACAAGAAAUCACAGGAGGAGACGCGCUCUCUGCCUACCUGAUAAACCUGAUGCGAAACCUGGCUAGCUUUGUCAACUCUAUCUCCAUGCUUCCCGAUGAAAACAUUGCUGACCCUGAUGUCAUGCUUCCCCACAUUGGUAACCUGUUGCAGUCUGUAGGUCUAAGACCACUGCUGCCUCUGCUCGUCAGUGAAGGUCCCGUCAAUGUCUCCACAGUGCUUGAUGUUGCCUCGAAAAUUGGCAGGCUCAACCAGCACAUUUUUACCUUCAAUGAGACAGACCCUACAAUGCCAGAACUGGAACGGUUGAUAAGAUUCUUUCUCUCCUUGGAGGGUAACCUCACCAUCUCUCUCAGCCACAUCAUGGGACACACUCUGCUUACCUAUUCGGACUACUUCCACCCUGACGAUGCGGCUCAUCUCAUACAGGCCAUCCGGCCAUUCACCAACCAGACCUCAGCUGGCGUUGUUGAAGCCAUCCUCAGUGCCAUGGAGCUACUGAAGACAGUGAUGGAUUCUCCAAACGGUGACCCAACUAACAUCAUUCUUGGGUACAUACGCCAGCUUCAAGAAUUUGUGAUGUCUCUGUACAGACUGCGAAAAAUCCAACAUUUCCCAUUACCAAACGGGCAGCUCAGCCCAGCACAAGUCAAUGAUCUCCACUUGCUUUCCAAAGACUUUCUUGGACUUCUCACCCCAGAGAGCCUUCAGAACCUGUCUCAGGCUGGACCAGAUGCUGCCCUGGAAAUUGUUGCACAGAAAAUUGUUGCAUUCCUACCACCUGAGGUCCAACUGGACGCUGCUCGCUUUCUCCAAGAUUUUGUCGCUCUGCAGUCUCAGGUGACCAGAUGUGCAGCAGGCCAAGACUGUUUGGCUGGAAUCUCAGAACUCUUCACGUUCCUGGAUCAGAUAUUAGACAUAAUGCUUGCGGCUGACAGUAAUGUCACCGUUACAUUAGCAAACACCAACUCUGUUCUGGAGGGGCGGGAACGUGAGGAAAUUGUAUCCCAGUUCUUCCCACUACUCCUUUCCUCAAAUGAUGCUGCCAAUGUGGAAACAUUCAAACAGAUUCUUCAUUUUGCCAGAUUGAUCAUGGCUACACCGAAUAUUACUGUGUCUGAUGUCCAGAAUGCUCUGCAACAGUCAAACCUAACCCUCGAGGAGCUAAACAACAUUACUGCUCUUGCCGGAGCUGCCAACAUUAAUGACCUAGUGGUAAAUAUAAUGGAGAUUAUCAAUGCUCGCGAGUGUUUCGAGCCACAGCAUAACCAGAUGGUGACAGCUCAGUGUAUUAUGGGAUUGAUCGAUGAUGUUAGCAAUUUCCUGAGCAACAUACCUGCUCUCCGUGAUCAGGCAGCCAUCGUCUCCCUCAUCCCGUUAAUUGUCAAUAACACAAUCAGGGAUGGCGUCCAAGCUGACUUCAGCUCCAAUGCUAACAUUGCUCUUGCACACACCUUGAACAGCACACUGGCCAAUAUCAAGAUGAACCUCCAGCUGAAUAACCUGUACACUCCAGAGAUCAUGAAUGAAAUCAGAGUGGUAGAGGGUCUCAUCCAACUGCUUGUCAACAUGGAACCAUUAAACAAGUUGAACGCCACCUCUGAUAUGGACUCCACGCAAGCUCAGAAAGUGUAUGUUGAAAUGGUGCAAUGGUACUUGGAAAAGCUGGAAAACAUCACCAGAACAAGUUCCAUCUCAGACCUCCUUCAGCCCUUUUACUAUAUCACACACAUGCAAGUGACAUUGCAGCUGACACAGUUGGAUUUCACUUUGUUUGUCUCUAAGCAGGUUGAGACCCUGAUAUACAGCCUGCAGCACCCAAUAGAUAGUGCAGGGGUGAGUGCAAUUGGCCAAACAGCAGUUGAGAUUCUCAGGCGUCUGUUUGAACUCUUACAGAUCAACCUGGAGGCUCAGAAUGAACUCAGUCACAAUUUACUGUUUAACACAACCACUCUGCAUGCUUUUGAGCUCCAAGUUAAUCUUUACCUCAGCCUCAUAGAGAUUUGGAUGAAACAACCCAAUGUCUCACCAGUCCUCAGUAGUAUGCUCCAAUGGGGAAACCCUGACCUAAAUGCCUCCACUCCUGUGACAGACUUCCAGCACCUGCUGCAGACGAUGGUUCAUUUUCUCAGUGAGGAUCAACAGGCCUAUCUCUCCAUCAUUCACAACGCCACCAUGUUGCUGAGUAAUGCCCUAAUGGUGGCAGAGCAACCAGGUGGCCUCCAGAGUGACCACUUCUUAUCCGCAAUCUUGGAAGCAGUCCAAACAGCUAUGCAGAGCCUGACCACAGCCACAGGCCCCCUGCCGCCCUCUGUACAGCAGAACAUCCUGGAAAUAGUGCAGGACUCACUUAGGCUCAUUGUCCAACCAGACAUGAGUUUUGCCACAUCACGUAACAUCUCCCUCCUCAUCCUCCAGAGGGCCGAAAGCAUCAUCCAACAGACACUCGCAGAAAUGGGUGCUGAAUACCUGCUCCCUGGUAUCAGAGUGGCAACCACAUAUUUUGAGAGCAUCUCUGCAAGCAGUGGACCAGACAGAUGGAAUCAGCUGAUUCUGGAUGAGAUGGAGACACUUCAGAGCGUCCUGCCACCAAACAACCCGGCCCAGGCCUACAUCUCUGUCCUCAUUAACAUCACUCGCUUUAUCUUGGAAUCUGGCCAAGGCAACAUGAGUCUCUGGGACAGUUUUGAGAGUGCAUCAGAAGACAAUCUCCCAUUAAUUUUCAGCCAGAUGGGCAGACUCUUGAACAUGCUAUGGCCACUGAUCACGGGAGGCCCAGAUCUAACAACCCCAUCUCUGGAGGGCUUUGCUCAUCUUGCUCCAGUCCUGGAGCAUGUCCUGACAGGGAAGGCAGACCAAAUGACAUGGGACGAACUUGAAAGGAUACUAGAGGCCCUGCUGUCAACCCUCAGUGGAACAGAGAUAUGGGACAGUGUCCCUCCUGUUAUCCAAGUGUUUGAGCAAGUCAUAGGGAGUACGGUGAACAACAUUGAAGCACAGAACGUGUUGAUACUAAGCCUCCAGACACCCGUGGCUACCCUGAUGAUACAACUUGCACAGUCUGUUAACAGCAGUCAUUUUAACUUGACUGAGUUCUCGGAAAGAAUGCUGCUUGCCAUUGAACGCACGCUGCAGGCAGUUGAGCAGGCUAACGGCACAUUGGAGUGCAGUGAAGUUCUCAGAGCAUGGGAGCCAGUAAGAGAGGCAGCUGGGUUAAACCACUCCACCUUGGCUAUGUGGUGCAACAUCAACCUGCAGCCUCUUUUGGAGGCCUACGCUGAAGCCAACGCUGUUUACGCCCACAUGAACAUGAGCCACAUGGGUGUGGGACCAAUGACUGUGAGCGCUACAGCUGCCAGGAUUGUCAGGAGUAUACAGUCUCUCUACCAAGUCAACAUCAACAGCACACUUGUGACAGGGCAGCUAAUCGAGGCUUUCAUCAGCCAACUCUCUGUGCUCGCAGGCCAGCCUCUGAGCCACGAGGCACAGCUUCAUUGGUUCAAGCAAAACAUGCAGUUGCAAAACAGGAUUCUGGAUGAGAUGGAGACACUUCAGAGCGUCCUGCCACCAAACAACCCGGCCCAGGCCUACAUCUCUGUCCUCAUUAACAUCACUCGCUUUAUCUUGGAAUCUGGCCAAGGCAACAUGAGUCUCUGGGACAGUUUUGAGAGUGCAUCAGAAGACAAUCUCCCGUUAAUCUUCAGCAGGAUGGGCAGACUCUUGAACAUGCUAUGGCCACUGAUCACGGGAGGCCCAGAUCUAACAACCCCAUCUCUGGAGGGCUUUGCUCAUCUUGCUCCAGUCCUGGAGCAUGUCCUGACAGGGAAGGCAGACCAAAUGACAUGGGACGAACUUGAAAGGAUACUAGAGGCCCUGCUGUCAACCCUCAGUGGAACAGAGAUAUGGGACAGUGUCCCUCCUGUUAUCCAAGUGUUUGAGCAAGUCAUAGGGAGUACGGUGAACAACAUUGAAGCACAGAACGUGUUGAUACUAAGCCUCCAGACACCCGUGGCUACCCUGAUGAUACAACUUGCACAGUCUGUUAACAGCAGUCAUUUUAACUUGACUGAGUUCUCGGAAAGAAUGCAGCUUGCCAUUGAACGCACGCUGCAGGCAGUUGAGCAGGCUAACGGCACAUUGGAGUGCAGUGAAGUUCUCAGAGCAUGGGAGCCAGUAAGAGAGGCAGCUGGGUUAAACCACUCCACCUUGGCUAUGUGGUGCAACAUCAACCUGCAGCCUCUUUUGGAGGCCUACGCUGAAGCCAACGCUGUUUACGCCCACAUGAACAUGAGCCACAUGGGUGUGGGACCAAUGACUGUGAGCGCUACAGCUGCCAGGAUUGUCAGGAGUAUACAGUCUCUCUACCAAGUCAACAUCAACAGCACACUUGUGACAGGGCAGCUCAUCGAGGCUUUCAUCAGCCAACUCUCUGUGCUCGCAGGCCAGCCUCUGAGCCACGAGGCACAGCUUCAUUGGUUCAAGCAGCUCCAAAACAUGCAGUUGCAAAGCAGUUUGUCUUCUCUCAAAAUGCUCUCAGAUGAGCUGGUAAAGGUGGCCCCAUUCAUGCAGCCUUGUAUGGAGGCUCUACAGAAAACAGUGCACUACAUCCUUGAUAACUACCAUCGCAUAGAAGAGGGCAGCUCGUCCGAGGAACUCUUUGGAGAAGCAAUAAUGAUCUUCCUGUCUUCUGCAAAUAUCACGUCAGAUGACAUGAUGUUGGGACAAUUUUCUGAAUUCAGUGAAGCAUCUCUUAUCGAUAUAAUGAGAGAAGCUAUGAAACUGAUGAUUGACAUUGAGUUAUUUGGGGAUGCACCUAUGAUAUACCAAGCCAUGGAACAGUUUCUGGCAAACAACGACUCAAGGGUGAUGAUACAGAAAGUGGCCGAGAUGUUUGAGUGGUUCGCCUCCACUCAAGCUUCUGGACUGGAUCUGCUGAUUCAGGCUCUACCUAAAAUCUGCGACAUCCUUCGUCCUCUCUGGGCUGUUCUGACCCAGAUGAAUAUAGAAAUACCACCAAUCAUGGAGCAGUUUGAAGACAUACUUGCAGUACUGCGGCAGUUCAUCCUCACCAGUGGUUCUCUGACUCCCAUGGACCACUAUCCGGGCAUGUUUCAGCAGGAAAUGACGGGCGCUAACCAUACGAUGAGGGUCCGAAAUAGACGCGAGACCUCAUUGAUGCCGGCAAGGACGCCCAUGGAUGACUUCAUAGACCUCUUCCAAAUUGACUACCCUGCCAUGUUCAGAGCCAUCUCCGCCCCUGUUUCCUCAGAAGAACUUACAGAGACAAUCCACAUGUUCUUUGCCAAUCCUGAUCUGAGCGUUGUGGUGAAAGGAGCUACAGGCAACAUGCCGUGGGGCAUGGCUGCCUCUCGGGAAGGGACCAUUGAUGCUGCCCUUGGGAUGCUCUCCUUCUUCACUAUUCCUGGCGCGUUUCAGAUGUCAUCAAUGGAUCCUCUGAUGAAUGCUGCCAAUAUGCUUCCCGAUGACUUUCCAUUCUCCUCACUGCUUAAAAAUAUCACCAGAGUGCUUGCCGGUGAAUCUCAAGAGAACCUGAUGCUCAUACAAGAGGCCAUCCAAACAGCCGCUGCGCUCCUCGAGAUCAGCCCGACAGACCCGCGAUUCACAGAGCAACUUGGCCACCUGGAAUCCAAGGUGUGCGACCUGGAGGAAACAGAGACUGUGCGUUUGCUGAUGUCGGCCCUCUCCAUUCGGCCUGGGCAACUGUGUCACACUCUUCUACCCAGCCUGAAGGCCUUGGUUGAGAGUCUGAUUAACAACACGACUUACCUGACAGAUAUCAUCUUCCAGGCUGUCAUCGGAGACCCUAAAACCUACAAUGUUCACACAGACUGGUCCUCAGCAUUGAGUCAAGGUUUGGGCUUUAACAUCAGCAGCCUGAGGUCUUUAAACAUUAACAUCACCUCCCCAGGAGUGGUGACGGUCGGUGAGAUGCUGAGGGAUAAAGAAGCCUUCAUCAUGGAAGUUCAACAACGCAUGAAUUUUGAUCCAGCUGCUCUCCACCUCUUGAUGGCAACCACACUGCCAAACAACAACUUAGAGAUUCUAUCGUGGUUGGUCAACCUUCGCCAUUGCAACUCCACAGCAGCCUUGGAAAUGAAAGCGACAGAUGUGGUCAUCCUAAAGACCUUCUGCUCCAUGUCUGUCGAGCAGUGGUACACCUUCUCACUGCUGAUGGCUCGCCAUCUCAACAUGGAGAAAUUCAUCUACAGAAUGGUGCUGUCUGAGGAAAUACAGAGCCUCAUGGGAGUGAUGAUCAAGAUGGCUGAGGUUAUAAUUGACAUGAUGGACAUGAUUCUUCCUGCUGUUGGUCAGCUUCGAAACUACAUGGUCUCCAUCCAGGACCUCAACCUGCCUGCUGAACACGAAUUCGACCGGAUGGUGAAAGGACACCAUGACACCAUCUCGACUAGAGCUACAUUUGUCACCCUAUCUCGAGCGUUGUGCAGCAAAGGUAUUGUGGCUCUGCUUGGAAUCUCCAAACUCCCCACCAUGCCGGAUUCAAACUCUUCCUUCCUUGACCAGCGCCAGAGGGAGGAGAUGAUCGAGAGAUUCAAGAUUCCAAAAACUGCCUCUCCGUUUUGUAUGAACAUGUACCUUGACAUGGUCAAUACCACGGGAGGAGCCAUCGCCUGGGCCUUCCUCAAACCAAUGCUAAUGGGACAAAUUCUGUACACCCCUGACACACCCAUCACCAGGGCCAUAAUGGAGAAGGCCAAUGCCACCUUGCAGGUGUUUGCAAAUCUGAGGAAGUACUCCAAGGAGUGGAUCGACUCCUCCAACUACAUCAUGAACUCGGCCGAAAUACUCCGCCACACACUGCCAAUGCUGCAGAAUUCCCUCGGCAAUUCCUUUGUUCAGAAUUUCAUUGAGAUGCAGACAGACAUCAAUGUCGGCAGAAUGAAGGAGACGCUCAGCAACUUCUCUAACAUGACCAUCAUGCUGGAGAAAAACAAACACAUAAUGGAUCAGAUCACAACCUUGUCCACCCUGAUGGUGAACCUCUCCUCCUGCAUCAAGUUUGACCGUUACCGUGGCUACGACACUGCCGACCAGAUGAACGCUGAAGCUCAGGAUCUUGCCAAAAACCGUGAUCUCUAUGCAAGUGUCAUCUUCAAGCUUCCCAAAGACGAGGGCACAUCCAGGAAGCGUCACGCCAGGUCUUCCUCCUCCACAUCUUCCCUCCCUCCCAAAGUCAGCUACACCAUCCGCAUGCACAUGGACAACGUCAUGCGUACUGACAGAGUCCGGAGCCCCUAUUAUGUCAAGGAGAACCACAUCUGGUCCAAGCAGACGCUACGCUACAACCGGGGCUUUGUCUACCUGCAGGAGAACAUUGACCGGGCAAUCAUUGAGACCCAGACUGGACAGAAAGUCACAGAUCCAGCCGUCCAGCUGCAGCCCUUCCCCUAUCCCUGCUACUACCGAGAUGAGUACCUGGAGGCCAUCUCUUUUGUCUUCCCACUCAUGCUCAUGAUAGCCUGGGUGUUGUUUGUGGCUGAUUUUGUGAAGAAGCUGGUGCAUGAGAGAGAGCUGAGGCUGCAUGAGUACAUGAAAAUGAUGGGAGUCAACCCGCUCAGCCACUUCUUCGCCUGGUUCCUGGAGUGCGCCUCCUACUUGUUGAUGACUAUCUUCAUCCUCACACUGGUGCUGAAGUAUGGCAACAUUCUGCCCAACAGUGACGGCUUCCUCCUUUUCUUGUACCUGUGCGACUACGGUUUGAGCAUCCUGUCCUUCAGUUACCUGGUCAGCUCCUUCUUUGACAAGACCUACAUCGCUGCCCUGAGUGGCAGCCUCCUCUACAUCCUCUGCUUCUUCCCCUUCAUUGUGGUCAUCGCCAUGGAGACAAAUUUGACCUUCUCCGAGAAGAGCGCCCUGAGUUUGUUUUCCCCGACCUGUUUUAGUUAUGCUAGUCAAUACGUCUCCCGGUACGAGUCCCAAGGAGAAGGCAUUCACUGGAGCAACUCAUACACCUCGCCCAUGUCUGGAGACACAGCUUCGUUUGGUUGGCUCUGCUGGCUGAUGCUCAUCGACUCCAUCCUCUACUUCAUCAUCGGGGCUUACAUCCGCAUGGUAUUCCCAGGAAAGUAUGGCAUCCCUGCCCCUUGGUACUUCCCCUUCAAAGCCUCCUUCUGGGCUGACCUGUGCUGCUGCGUUAAGUCAAAGAGUAAAGUAGGCAGAGGACUCCUCUUCUCAAACAUCAUGCAGAAAAACCAGCCUGUCUUCUCUGACGACAAGGAAAAAGGCCAGAGCACUCUUUCCUCUCAGACCGGCGAGGAUUUCUCAGAGCUCCCAGUGGGCGUUGCCCUCCACGGCCUCAGCAAGAUAUAUGGUGACCGAGUAGCUAUUGAAAACCUUAAUGUAGCCUUCUACGAGGGCCACGUCACCUCUCUGCUUGGUCACAAUGGAGCCGGCAAGACCACCACCAUGUCUCUCCUGACUGGCCUUUUCGCCCCAUCGUCUGGCUCCAUCGAGGUGUACGGCAGAGACAUGCAGAGUAACAUUGAAGACAUUCGCAGAGAGCUGGGGGUGUGCAUGCAAUAUGACGUCCUGUUUGACCAUAUGACCGCCAAGGAGCACCUGCUGCUGUAUGGCCAGAUCAAGGCACCACACUGGUCACACAAGGAACUGCGUGAACAAGUCCGCACGAUCCUAGAGGAGACAGGCAUGUAUGUUCACAGACACAAGCGGGUGGGCACCCUGUCAGGCGGCAUGAGGCGCAAGCUGUCAAUCUCCAUCGCCUUCAUAGGGGGCUCCCACUUGGUGGUUUUGGAUGAACCCACCACAGGAGUUGACCCCUGCUCAAGACGCCACAUCUGGGACAUUGUUAUCCAGCACAAGAAAAAUCGCACUGUCAUCAUGUCCACCCACCACCUGGAUGAGGCUGAAGUUCUGAGUGACCGCAUUGCCUUCCUGGAGAGAGGAGGAUUAAAAUGCUGUGGAUCCCCCUUCUACCUAAAGGACAAGCUGGGUCAGGGCUACAAACUCACUCUCACCAAGAAGGUGCAAAACCUAGACUCUGAACCGAUGGACAAUGCUGAGAUGAAGGCCUUCAUCCAAGCUCAUGUACCGGAAGCACGUCUGAAAGAAGCCCAGGGCAGCGACCUGGUCUACUCCCUGCCUCCCUUCACCUCAUCCAACGCCUCCUCAUACCGCUCUCUCCUGACCGCGCUGGACUCCAACCUGGACGCCCUGCAGCUGGGGGGCUAUGGCAUAUCUGAUACCACCCUAGAAGAGGUGUUCCUCCAGUUGACUCACGGAAGCACAGUAGUCGGGGGCGAGGACGGCCCCCUGUCUAUCUCAGAGACAAUUUCAGACACGGAUUCCAUCGACAGCUUCCCCUCAGACUCCAGUGGAAGCAUCUACAACUUUGGCGACAAGAUCAAGCUUACCGGUUCAUCCGUGGUGCGCGGCAUGGCCUUGGCCUGGCAGCAGAUGGCAGCCAUGCUGAUCAAGAGGUUCCACCACAGCCGCAGAGACUGGAAGGGCCUGAUCUCCCAGAUCCUGCUCCCUGUUCUGUUCAUAGUGUUUGCUAUGGGCCUGAGCUCCAUCAAGAAAGACCUGCGGCACUAUCCAGAGCUGGAGCUCAGCCCUGCGCUUUACAACUUUGAACCAAGCUACUCUUUCUUCAGUAACAAAAAUCCCAACUCCGCCCAUCUUGUGGACACUAUGAUGUCAUUCCCCGGGAUCGAUAACGCCUGCCUCGCCAAGCCCAGUAACCCGGUCUGCACAAGAAGCACAAACAACUGGAGUUCCAGAGGGAACAGCUCGAAACCAUUUAACGUCUGUAAAUGCACCCAUCAGGAACAGAUUUGUGAUGCGAACAACUUCCAGCCCCCCCAUAAGAAGAUCUCUUCGUCUCAGAUUAUGUACAACCUGAGUGGCAUCGACGUGGAGAAGUACCUUGUGGCCACAACUAAUGACUUCAUCAGGAACAGAUAUGGUGGCUUUUCUCUAGGCAUGCCCCUCCCUCCUGACUUGCUCAUGGAUAUAACAGCGGUGCCCAAAAAUCGCACUCUGUCUAAGGUCUGGUUCAACCCAGAGGGCCAUCACACAAUGCCAGCAUACUUAAACAGCCUCAACAACAUCAUCCUACGUGCCAAUCUUCCAGCAGACAAGGAUCCACAUAAAUAUGCCAUUUCAGUUUCCAGUCACCCCUAUUUCGGCCGGGCGGAUGAUGAAGACUCAGUUGUCCAGGGAAUGCUCCAGAUCCUAGUGGCUAUGUGUGUGCUGACGGGUUAUUCAAUCACAACAGCCAGCUUUGCCAUCUAUGAAGUCAGCGAGCACCACAGCGGCUCUAAGAGGCUCCAGCACAUUUCUGGCAUCAGCGAGCCUUUCUACUGGGCUGUGAACUUCUUCUAUGACAUGCUCAUGUAUUUGAUCCCUGUGACUUUGACUGUUGCCGUGAUCGCAGCCUUCCAGAUUCCAGCAUUCACAGAUCGGCAAAAUUUAGGCGCUGUCACCCUGCUUCUGGUCCUCUUUGGGUUUUCCACCUUCCCCUGGAUGUAUCUGUUGUCGGGCGUCUUCAAGGAUGCAGAGAUGGCCUUUAUUGCCUAUGUGUGCAUCAACCUCUUCAUCACUACCAACACCAUCCUGUCCACCUCCAUCCUGUACUUCAUGAAUCAAAUUUCAAUAAAUAAACCUGAGUUCAUCCAGGAGCUCUUUGAGAGGCUGAGCUACGCCUUCCUAAUCUUCCCGCAGUUCAACUUUGGGAACGGGCUGGUAAAGUUGGCCAGGAUGAAUAUAGAGGUCCAGUUGCUCAGUGGCUACGGCAUUGACGCAUAUAAAAACCCAUUCUCCAUGGAAGCCCUGGGCUGGAUGUUAAUCUGCUCCUUCAUCCAAGGCGUAGUCUUCUUCACGCUGCGCCUCCUGCUCAACAGGUUCCUGAUUCGCAAAGUCAGAAAUAUGAUUAGGGGCAGCAAGAAGGUGCUAAAUGCGGCUUGUGAGGAUGAAGAUGAGGAUGUGGCGGCUGAACGUCAGCGGGUGUCCAGUGGAGCAGCCAGCACAGACCUACUGCAGGUCAACCAGCUGACUAAGGUCUAUCAACACCUCAAGAGGAAGAUCCAUGCUGUCAAGAAGCUCUCUGUGGGCAUCCCUGCAGGAGAGUGCUUUGGUCUGCUGGGAGUGAACGGAGCAGGAAAAACUACCACCUUCAAGAUGCUGACUGGAGACGUUAGCCCCACUGAUGGCACAGCACAGAUCAGGGACUGGGAUGGGCGGUUGGUUGACAUCAUGGAGUGCCGUAACAAGGGAAUUAACAUCGGCUACUGCCCCCAGGUGGAUGCACUCGACAACCUGCUCACUGGAGAAGAGCACUUGUACUUCUACGCUCGCAUCCGAGGCGUCUCAAAGAGGGAGAUAGACAGGGUGGUGAACUACCUACUGAAGAGGCUGGAGCUGAGCUACCACAGAAGCAUCAUCACUGAUGGAUACAGUUGUGGCACCCGCAGGAAGCUCUCGACUGCGCUGGCUCUCAUCGGGCAUCCGCAGAUCCUGCUCCUGGAUGAGCCAAGCUCUGGCAUGGACCCUCACACCAAGCGUCACCUGUGGAAAAUCAUCUCAGAAGAAGUGAAAGGAAAAUGUGCCGUGGUCCUCACCUCUCACAGCAUGGAGGAGUGUGAGGCACUGUGUGGCCGUCUUGCCAUCAUGGUGAAAGGUCAGUUCCGUUGCCUGGGCUCCCUGCAGCACAUUAAGAACAGGUUUGGCAGCGGGUUCACUGUGAAGAUGUACUUGGCCAAGGCCUCCUGUGAUGCAGAGGCAAUCACUGGCUUCAUGCAGCGCCGAUUCCCCAGCACUUAUCUCAAGGACCAACACUCGACUAUGGUGGAGUACCACGUACCAAUUGCACCAGGAGGGGUGGCUGACAUCUUCAGCCAGCUGGAGUCCAACAAGAAUGCUCUGCAGAUCAAACACUUCUCUGUGAGCCAGACCACACUGGAUGAGGUCUUCAUCAACUUUGCCAUGGGAAAGAUCGCCAUGGAAUCCAUAGCUCUCAACAGCGAAGACGAGGAGUGCAACGUCCCGGACUCCAUUAAGGCAGUCGAGACGUAGAGCUGACUGCCAUCUUUUCUUUGCCAUGUUAUCUAUUUCCACUGUGAUAUGAAACACAACCUGCGUUUAUAGCAAAGCUACCCUUGAUAUAUAUGUGCAAAAGACAAAUUUAAACCAUUCAUGUUUAAAAUUACUGAUAAUUUCUUCAAAGUGUUUUGACCGAUAACAUGAAGGAUAACUUAUAUUAAAAGGGCACAUGCACAUUUUUAUACAUGCACAGAUGAAAAAAGUUGAUAAACUGAAGUUUCCCAUUAAUACUCUAAAUCUUAUUAUUUAUGAAGGAUAAAAUUACUCGUAUAGGCUAUUCAUUUCUCUCUGUGGUUGGGGCACUGUUAACCAUUAGAUUGUAUACCGUAGCAAAUGAAAAACACUUAAUUUUCUAUUUAGAAUCUUUUUCUAUUUGACCUUUAUGUUUGCAAAACAUGGUUUUACAUCUUAAAGCACUCAUACUAGAUAUAUGACAUGUUUAAAGAUGUUAUUCUUUUAAUCUAACAAACGGAAAUAUUCACACUCAGAGGAACAUCCUCGCAAUGCACUUUUUCCCUUCUCAUUAAUACUUCCUCUAAGGGCAUACCUAACUUUUAGAAUGAAUGUACUGAAUAUUUAAUUGUCUUUUUCCUGCUUGUGGACCAGUUCCAAAUUGUCUUGAAUGUAUCAAAUCUAUUUUUAUUAUUCCAAUAAAGCUAUUUUUCAAAUGCAA